AUGCCGCAAGCCGAUGCAGGUGGUGACGGUGACUACCCGUUACGGGAGAAUAUUGGUGGAACAGCCUCGGCCAUCCUCAAGGAAAAACCACCUCGGGCUUCGGACCAGCGUUCUUUUGAUCAGAUUGCCGCAAAAAACUUCUCGGUCUUGGAUCGGAAAACUCCUGUUGAAGACUAUGGUGUAUCACGGAACACUUGCAAACCCAGGAUCACAUUGGUACCGGUGCAAAUACCUCAGCCUCUGCCAUUUGAUUUGAAAGGGGCAUCCAGCCAGUGA
Messenger RNA from Drepanopeziza brunnea f. sp. 'multigermtubi' MB_m1, 276 nucleotides. The record is from RefSeq and is a predicted model, not a curated record. Lineage: Eukaryota; Fungi; Ascomycota; Leotiomycetes; Helotiales; Drepanopezizaceae.